This is a messenger RNA of Suillus paluster, 1113 nucleotides long. RefSeq lists its product as uncharacterized. Gene Ontology annotation, biological process: positive regulation of mitochondrial translation. NCBI's taxonomy places the organism in Eukaryota, Fungi, Basidiomycota, Agaricomycetes, Boletales, Suillaceae. The coding region runs from base 1 to 1113 and encodes 370 amino acids. The transcript has 6 exons. The record is from RefSeq and is a predicted model, not a curated record.
AUGCUCGAAUCCUCCGACCCUCGCGUCUACGGCAACGUAGAACCUUCAGAGGCACCGAAGCACAAGCCAAAAGCCAGUACACCACUUCGUCGUAGUGCCUCUGCAUCGAUACCCAUUCGCUCUAACCCGACACCUACUAGAAGUUCUAUCAAGCCUGUUUUCACUCUUUCAACAGCAGAACGCUACCUAUUGUCAAGAUUGCGGUCCCGUCUUCCGGAUGCUCAGACAUUGCACGAUGCCUGGUGGGUUCCAAGCUGGGGCGACGGGGGUGAAAUUUUUGUCUUCUCGAAUGGAAGUUUUGUGUGCUGGGGUCUUGGAGAGGAAGAAGCGCGGCGUUUUGCACGAGAAGUCCUCGCACCUAGUGAAGUUGGACGGUUAAAGGAUCCAGAAACGGAGGAACUGGAAUUUGUAACCGACCCGACAGAAAAAACUCGAAUACAAGGAGAUUUAAUUAUACUUGGGCGGGUAGCACCACUCGAGUGCUCUGAAAACGCUCCUGCCGUACCACCAGUUUCUCCUGCACUCCCUGCAGAUACCCUGUUGGCGCGAUAUACAUUCUCCCAAGCACUAUCACGUUCUACAGCACUUUCAGUUCUUGAAGAGUCACUUGAGGACUAUCUCUCAUCUGUGGCACUCCUCCCACACUCCCUCGAGAAAACGGGAAAGCCUGGUCUGAGCAGGGAAGCCCUUAUCAAGAAGCUUGGAGCGCUCAUGAAGUUCCGCCAAGGCCUUAACCUCAACAGGGAGAACUUCUCUGACACUCCAGACUUGUACUGGACCGAGCCUGGAUUAGAAGGUUUCUUCAAAUCGAUGACGACCGCUCUCGAGGUGAAAGCUAGGACUAACGCGGUCAAUGAAAAAAUUACCUAUGCCACAGAGGUGCAGUCAACUCUCCGUCAGCUACUUACGGAAUCAUCCACCCAUCGGAUGGAACUUGUUAUCAUCGCCCUUAUUGCUGUAGAAGUUGUCAUCGUACGUACCUCCGAUGGUCAUUCCAUGUUUUCUAUAUUCAUCUCUUGCACCUUCCCAUAUCAGGCUCUAAUAAGGGACGGCCCUGAGCUCUGGCAAAUGACUUUUGGCUCUCCUCAUGUUGAACCAGUGGCUCAUUCAUAG